This is a messenger RNA of Thrips palmi, 3272 nucleotides long. Its product is annotated as glutamine--fructose-6-phosphate aminotransferase [isomerizing] 2-like. The record is from RefSeq and is a predicted model, not a curated record. Gene Ontology annotation, biological process: protein N-linked glycosylation; carbohydrate derivative biosynthetic process; UDP-N-acetylglucosamine metabolic process. NCBI's taxonomy places the organism in Eukaryota, Metazoa, Arthropoda, Insecta, Thysanoptera, Thripidae. Gene Ontology annotation, molecular function: L-glutamine:D-fructose-6-phosphate transaminase (isomerizing) activity; carbohydrate derivative binding. Bases 16 to 2307 code for a protein of 763 amino acids. The transcript has 16 exons.
GCGGUUUGUCCGCGAAUGGCUCGGGCUGGCGCUGCGCGCCCACGACGCGUGUUUGUGUACGACUCUGUAACGUCAGGCGGCAGGCUGAUACCGAACAGGGCUUCGACGCCCCGUCUCUCUCGCACCCCUACCGGACGCCCCGUGAGUGCGAGAGAGACAGAGCGACAACAGCCGAGUAGGAGUGUGAGGAGUCGUGGCGCUGGCGCUGCACGGCGCGGUACCUCGCGGUGCCCACGGCAUGUCACCAGUCUUAUCGCAGGAAUCUUUGCCUACCUCAAUUACCUGACACCGAAAACGCGGAAGGAGAUCAUCGACCUGCUCAUCAAUGGACUCCACCGUCUCGAGUACCGAGGCUACGAUUCGGCAGGCAUCGCCAUCGACGCACCCGACAGCAAGGACAUUGCUAUUGUCCGCAAAUCCGGCAAAGUUGCUGCCCUGGAGGAGGAGAUUCUGAAUCAUGAAAAGACUAUGGUGUUCGAUGAGUUGACAGACCUCCAUGUUGGCAUUGCACACACUAGGUGGGCCACCCACGGUCAGCCCAGCGAGCUCAACUCUCACCCCCAGAGAUCCGAUCAUGAACAGAGCUUUGUGGUUGUUCACAAUGGAAUCAUCACAAACUUUAAGGAUGUUAAGAUGUUCCUGGAGAAAAAGGGAUAUGUGUUUGAGUCAGAAACCGAUACGGAGGCCAUUGUGAAACUGGUUCAUCACUUGUAUUCUCAGCACCCAGAUUACUCAUUCCGUGAGCUUGUUGAACAAGCCAUCCAGCAACUGGAAGGUGCUUUUGCACUAUGCUUUAAAAGUAAGCACUUCCCAGGGGAAUGUGUCUCUGCCAGACGAGGCAGCCCCCUUCUUGUUGGAAUCAAGACUAAGACAAGAUUGGCGACUGAUCAUAUUCCUAUUCUUUAUGGAAAAGAGGCUGACACCAAAAAACAAGAUCAUCGUCCCCAUGGGCGUGGUGACAUGCCCUCUCUCAUGCCACGUUCUGAUUCUACUGCUGAGUUCCAGCCCAUGGAGGACAAGGAAGUGGAAUACUUCUUUGCCUCUGAUGCUAGUGCAGUGAUUGAGCACACCAACAGAGUUAUCUUUCUGGAGGACGAUGAUGUUGCUGCAGUGAAAGAUGGAGCUCUCAGUAUUCAUCGAUUGAGGCGAUCUUUGGAUGACCCUCAUGGAAGGGAAAUUAUUACACUCAAGAUGGAAAUCCAGCAAAUCAUGAAAGGAAACUACUCAUACUUCAUGCAAAAGGAAAUCUUUGAACAGUCAGAAUCAGUUAUCAACACAAUGAGAGGGCGAGUAAAUUUUGAAAACAACAGUAUCACUCUUGGUGGUAUCAAGGACUACAUUCCCGAAAUUCGUCGUUGCCGACGUCUGAUGCUCAUUGGAUGUGGAACCAGCUACCAUUCCGCUUUGGCCACACGUCAGCUGCUGGAAGAGCUCACAGAGUUGCCGGUUAUGGUUGAGCUUGCCUCUGACUUCCUUGAUCGGAGCACUCCCAUAUUCCGUGACGAUGUGUGCUUCUUCAUAUCCCAGUCUGGAGAGACGGCUGACACUCUCAUGGCUCUUCGGUACUGUAAACAAAGAGGAGCUCUCAUUAUCGGUGUUACCAACACUGUUGGCAGUUCCAUUUGUCGUGAGUCUCACUGUGGUGUCCACAUUAAUGCUGGUCCGGAAAUUGGUGUGGCCUCCACCAAAGCCUACACUUCUCAGUUCAUCUCACUUGUUAUGUUUGCUCUGGUUAUGAGUGAGGACCGUAUCUCCCAUCAAAACAGAAGGACUCAGAUUAUUCAAGGUCUGAAAAAUUUAGACAACCAGAUUAAAGAAGUUCUUGAGCUAGAUGGACGGAUUCUGGAAAUUGCCAAAGAUCUGUAUGAACACAAGUCUCUUCUUAUCAUGGGUCGAGGCUACAACUACUCAACUUGCCUGGAAGGUGCUUUGAAAGUUAAGGAACUUACCUACAUGCACAGUGAAGGUAUUAUGGCUGGUGAGCUGAAGCAUGGACCGCUUGCUCUUGUGGACAGAGCCAUGCCUGUCAUGAUGAUUGUUACGAGAGACCCUACAUACACUAAAUGUAUGAAUGCUCUGCAACAAGUCACAGCACGUGAUGGACGACCUAUUAUUGUCUGUGAAAAGGGAGAUACUGAGACAGCAAGCUAUGCUUACAAAACCAUUGAAGUUCCUCCUACAGUGGAUUGCCUUCAGGGUAUUUUAACUGUGAUUCCGAUGCAACUUCUGUCGUACCACAUAGCUGUUCUUAAAGGAUGCAAUGUCGACUGCCCCCGGAAUCUUGCAAAGUCUGUCACUGUUGAAUGAAGGAUGAGCAGACAUCACUGGAGUCUUGAGAAUAUUUUUCUUAUGAUUUGUUGUAUGAAACUCCUUUUCCCUUACUUUGGAUGGAUUAGAUUUUCAUGUGUUGUCUUUUACCUAUAUUUGAAAGCAAAGGCAACUAAUUUUACUGUGAUCUUAAGUUGCACUUCUACAGUGUACAACUGUCAGUUUAAUACUAGUAGAGGACACUUCAUGUUAUGUAGUGAUUUUUAAGACUUGUGUGUAUGUGUAUGUCUAUCCACACUUGUUUUUUCUCGUCUGAAUGGAUUUUUAGCGUUGGAAUAGUAGACUGCUCUGAUGAUUUUGUAAAUCAACCUCAUAAAGAUUAUGUGCGCAUUUAUUUACUUUUAUAAAGAAAAUAAUCCACAUCAUGGAUUGGUAGUUCCAAAUGUGCAUUUACAUAGAUGUCUUUGCUUGUGUAAAAAGUACACUGCCAUAAAUUAAAUAUUUAAAAAGAAGCUUUUAAUUGACGUGAGGCUUAAAGACAUUAUUUUAUAAUCGAUCUCCCAAACUUACAACUAUGCAUCAAAAUUUUAAAAUUUUCCUCUCUACUCAAUGAACUAUCUUAUUAUUUUUUGUUAUCGUAACACUUUCAACAUUUAUAAAUUCUGUUGUGUGGUGUAGGGACUUUAUGGUGGUUUCUGCAUAUGGCACCAAAUAUUGUUAGUACAAGUAUGUUAAUAUUUUUACCAGAUAGGCAUUGGGGGUCCUCAUUUUGUCACCAACACAUUCCUGUUUGUAUGCUUUCUUCAAUUUUUAAUUCCUUAAAGCAAAAACUCAUUUUUUUCACAAAAAAAAAUUGUUGAAUUAUUUUAGAUGUCUGUGAUCAAGUGACUUUAUUUUCUUUACGAUGGGGACCUUGUAUUAGCCAAGGUAUCUGUUUAAUCAUAGCACCAUACAGUAUACUUUGUUACCAUAAUUAUAUGAAAUAAAAAUAUCUUAAGACUUAA